Messenger RNA from Sesamum indicum (sesame), 2283 nucleotides. It is a transcript of the gene STOP1, whose product is annotated as C2H2 and C2HC zinc fingers superfamily protein. The record is from RefSeq and is a predicted model, not a curated record. NCBI's taxonomy places the organism in Eukaryota, Viridiplantae, Streptophyta, Magnoliopsida, Lamiales, Pedaliaceae. Gene Ontology annotation, biological process: response to acidic pH; response to aluminum ion.
GAUGAUGGUAUCAUGCAGUUCUUUCAUUGGAUGGGAGUCGAGAAAGACAAGAGUAAGAGGAAUUUGAAUGGGCUGAAUUUUCUGUAGUCAGGACACCAAGUCAGAUCAUUUGGUUCAAUUCUUCGUGAAAUGAAGAAUCAAGUUUAGUUCUUGCGGAACUCUUAAGAAUACCCCAAACGCGGCCUAAACAUGGAUAAAUUAAACAAGAAGAAGAAUUAAAAAAAGAAAUAGAGAACUUCAUGAUUUAGCAUUAUACUUAUUAGUGGCCCCAAAGUAUCAAUUUCUUUUUAAUUGAAAGGGAUUUGAGAGUAAGUGGUCCCGUGAGAGACAGGAGAGACAGGACUAGACUUCUUGGAACCACACCAAAAAUUAUUGACCCAGAUAAAUAGGAAAAACAAUUACAGGGCAAAAGAUAUAAUAAAAUAAAAAUAUGGACAUUACUGAAGCAGAGAUGGGGAUAUAUAUGGAUUGACUUCCUUCUUAGAACCCCUUUCUACUUUUAAAUCAUCGACUCACAACAGGGAAAUAGCACCCGGGCUCUCUUUAGUCUGUUUUAAUAUCACCCAUUUGGUACUUGAGAAAAACUAACUAAAUUAUGGACCCUGAAGAGAGGCUAUGUGCAGAUACAUGGACAAAGUCUUCAUCGGGCUGUGAAUCACUCAACACGCCUCCAAACAUUAGAAUUUUCACCGAUUUUAAUUCACAACAGCAGAAGUGGGCAAAUUCAUCAUUUCUGGUUCAGCAACAUUUUCCUGAUUUCAAUCAACCAUUUGGAGCUCAAAAUACCCUUUCUUGUAACGUGAAUACCCAGAAGCAAAUGAGUGAUCCUCAAGAUAAGCCGACAUGUGAUGCUCAUGAAUCAAGUAAUACGCAAGAUUGGGAUCCAAGAGCAAUGCUGAACAAUCUCUCGUUCCUGGAGACGAAGAUUCAUCAGCUUCAGGAUCUGGUGCAUUUAAUUGUUGAGCGUAGAGGUCAAGUUACAGGUCGAGCAGAUCAAGUUUUGGUGCUGCAGCAGCAGCUUAUUACUGCUGAUCUCACUUCAAUUAUAGUUCAACUAAUAUCUACUGCAGGGAGUCUUCUACCAUCUGUAACGCAAACCCUUUGCUCUGGAAGUUCAAUUAGCCAGCUGGGGCAAUUUGCUGGAGUAACGAAUCAGUCAGCGGGAGUUUUAGAUAAUGUUCCUCCGCACAAUAACAAUGUGAACAAGGUGGAAGAUAACUCUGAUUUAACAGGUUAUUUUGGGGCUGAACAGAACUGCCCCAUUGAAGACCAUGAAAUGAAAAGUGAUGAUGAUGCUGAUGAAGGAGAGAACUUGCCUCCUGGUUCAUAUGAAAUUCUGCAACUUGAGAAGGAAGAGAUCCUUGCACCUCACACCCAUUUUUGCACGAUAUGUGGAAAAGGAUUCAAGAGAGAUGCCAAUUUGCGGAUGCACAUGAGAGGUCAUGGUGAUGAGUACAAAACGCCGGCUGCUCUUGCAAAGCCCAAUAAGGAAUCCAGCUCUGAGCUAAUUCUUAUCAAGAGGUAUUCCUGCCCUUAUGUUGGCUGCAAGCGCAACAAGGAUCAUAAGAAGUUUCAACCUCUAAAAACAAUCUUAUGUGUGAAAAAUCAUUAUAAGAGAACCCAUUGUGACAAGACUUACACUUGCAGCCGCUGCAAUACGAAGAAAUUUUCAGUCAUUGCAGAUCUGAAAACACAUGAAAAGCAUUGCGGCCGAGAUAAAUGGCUUUGCUCCUGCGGUACAACCUUCUCCAGGAAAGAUAAACUUUUUGGUCAUAUUGCCCUUUUCCAAGGCCACACCCCUGCUAUUCCUAUCGAAGAAUCUAAAGGAUCUGCUGGUCCAUCUGAUCGAGGACAGUGCAGUGAAGCAACAAAUAAAGUUGAACAACUGGAAUUCAACUAUAAGUUGGAUGCUCCAAGUCGAAGUGCAUGUCAAAAUGUCAUGGAUGUGGAAGGGGCUGGGGAGGAUCCUACAAGUUAUUUCUCACCUUUGGGUUUUGACACAAGUAGCAUGAGUGGAUUCCACGAAUUUCCUCGACCUCCAUUUGAAGACUCAGAAAAUUCAUUCUCUUUUCUGCUUUCUGGGGCUUGUUACCCUCCAAAGAAUGGGAGAUAUACUGGCUCAAAUGAUCUGGAGUAGGGUGAUUCUGGUUCUGUUGUCAUUCUUUCUGGGCCAUUGUUAUUUUGUACGCAUGGGCUAGUUCAUUGACAUCAAAUAAAAUUUUCUUUAACAGCAUGUACCUUAGAACAUCAUUUCAUGAUAAUUUAUUUCCCUUUUCAUUCUAA